Cynocephalus volans (Philippine flying lemur) is the source of this 2199-nucleotide messenger RNA. It is a transcript of the gene ZNF2, whose product is annotated as zinc finger protein 2. Bases 92 to 1369 code for a protein of 425 amino acids. NCBI's taxonomy places the organism in Eukaryota, Metazoa, Chordata, Mammalia, Dermoptera, Cynocephalidae. The transcript is spliced from 5 exons. Gene Ontology annotation, biological process: regulation of DNA-templated transcription. The record is from RefSeq and is a predicted model, not a curated record.
CCGACCUGAAGAGGUGCAGUUUUUCCAGGGUCCUGGGCACUCUGUGCCGGAGGACUCUGCCCUUUUCUACAAGGAGAGCACACAGGAGGGAAUGGCUGCUGUGUCUCCGACUGCCCGAUGCGAGGAAUUGGUGACAUUCGAGGAUGUGGCUGUGAUUUUCACAGAUGAAGAGUGGAGACAUCUGGUCCCUAGUCAGAGGGACCUCUACAAGGAGGUGAUGCUGGAGAACUAUAAGAGCAUCGUCUCACUGGGACUUCCUGUUCCUCGAUCCGAUGUGAUUUUUCAGUUGAAGAGAGGGGACGAGCCAUGGAUAGUAGAUCUUCGUGGAUAUGAUGAGGGAGAAUGUCUGGAGAGUGUCUCUCUAGACUGGGAGACUAAGCCUAAGACUAAAGAUGCUUCAGAAGAGAAAUCAGAAGAAACACUGAGGGAAAGAUUUAGAAGAGAGAGUCCCCUGUGUCCUAAAUUUGAAGCUCAUGAACCAGAAGGUGGGUUGGAAACAGAGAAGGAAAGCCCUGCCAUGGAGACUUGCAAGAAAUCCCUUUCCCGGGAGAAAAGUUUGCAGCGGGGGUCAGCCCCACCCAAGAAAAUUCUCACUAAAGAGAGAGACCAGGAAUGCGGUGACUGUGGGAAGACUUUUUUUGACCACUCGUCCCUUAUCCGCCAUCAGAGGACUCACACCGGAGAGAAGCCCUAUGACUGUCAUGAGUGUGGGAAAGCCUUCAGCCACAGGAGCAGUCUCAGCAGACAUCUGAUGUCUCACACUGGGGAGAGCCCCUACGAAUGCAGCGCGUGCGGGAAAGCAUUCUUUGACCGUUCGUCCCUAACUGUGCAUCAGCGAAUUCAUACUGGAGAGAAGCCCUUUAAAUGCAAUGAGUGUGGAAAAGCCUUCUUUGACCGUUCAUCCCUUACUCGGCACCAAAGAAUCCACACUGGAGAAAGUCCUUAUGAAUGUCACCAAUGUGGGAAAUCCUUUAGCCAGAAAAGUAUUCUUACUCGCCAUCAGCUAAUCCACACUGGCAGGAAGCCUUAUGAAUGUAAUGAGUGUGGGAAAGCCUUCUAUGGUGUCUCAUCACUAAACAGGCAUCAGAAAGCUCAUGCUGGGGAGCCUCGCUACCAGUGUAACGAGUGUGGCAAAGCCUUCUUUGACCGCUCGUCCCUUACACAACAUCAGAAGAUCCAUACUGGAGACAAGCCCUACGAAUGCAGCGAGUGUGGGAAAGCCUUUAGCCAGAGGUGCCGGCUCACACGGCAUCAGAGGGUUCACACGGGAGAGAAGCCGUUUGAAUGCAGCGUGUGUGGGAAAGUUUUCAGUUCAAAAUCAUCUGUUAUUCAACAUCAACGGCGUUACGCCAAACAGGGAAUAGACUGAGUCAGGUGAAAGCUUGGGUCAGACAAAGGACCUCCGUAGGGACUUACGAUAGGUCUCCCUGUCUUAGACAAGCCCAUCGUUUGCUCAUUCUACCCCUUCUGGCUACUGUUCUCCUGUCCUGCCUCUGCUCCACAGUGUUUAAAUAGCACUCACUUCUACUGUGUUAUACAACUGACGUGGUAUGCCAGAAAUCAGAAAAUGACUUUAAAGAUUCAAAAUUUUGGAGAGCCUUGUUAGACAAUAAGAUAGAUGUUAGAAGGAGACCCUUGGACAUACCUCUUGUCUGAGAACCUUCGUUCCAGGUAUCACUGCACUUUAAAUAACUGGAGGCUACAACAGGAGGGGAAAGGCACAACUGUUUUCCAGAACAGUUGUUUUUAUAGCUCUCUUGGAGCUUUUGGGGGCACUGACAUUGUUCUCUUGUGUUAGAUCUCUUAAUACUACCACUACGAAUAGCUAGCACUUACUGAGCACUUAUAGGGUAAACACUCAGCUAAGAGUUUUACAAGGAAUGAAUUGAUCCUCUCAUGAAUCCUAUGAAGUAGGUACUGUUACUAUCCACAUUUUACAGAUAAGCACACUGAAGUUGAGUGAUUAAAUAAUUGUCCCAAGGGUGACACAGCUAGGAGAAGGUGAAGCCAGGUCUUAAAUACAGGUCUACUUUCAAAGUCAAUUCGCUUUACCAUUAUGCACUAAGGUUUGAUUAUUUUAUAAUUUAUGUACAUGUAUUAUCUCCUCAACUAGAUCGUAAGCACUUGGAAGAGUGAUUUGUAGGUCUUUGUAUCUCACACAGUGCCUUGCAAAUAAUAGGUGCUCAAUAAAUAUUUAUC